This is a messenger RNA of Drosophila arizonae, 3542 nucleotides long. It is a transcript of the gene msk, whose product is annotated as importin-7 msk. Gene Ontology annotation, cellular component: cytosol; nuclear envelope. The record is from RefSeq and is a predicted model, not a curated record. Gene Ontology annotation, biological process: protein import into nucleus. Lineage: Eukaryota; Metazoa; Arthropoda; Insecta; Diptera; Drosophilidae. Gene Ontology annotation, molecular function: small GTPase binding.
CUUCGCUCGGACUCGCAAAUUUCGGCGGUGUGUGUGUGGCUGCGACAGCCUUUUUCCACGUUUUUCCUAUUAGCGUAUAUUUUUGCAAUUGGCCUUGCCAGUGCAUCAUUUAUAUCGAUAAUUUAGCUAAACCUUAGCGAAUUGCGGGUGAUUAGUGGGUGCUUCUUUGUUUGUGCAGCAAUCACAGCAAAACCGGCGAAUAGGAUUAAUCACAUACACGAAAAUGGAGGCACAAAAAUUGACGGAACUGUUGCGCGCAACCAUUGAUCCGAAUCCGGAGCAAAGGAAGGCGGCCGAGGAUCAAUUAGCACAAAUACACAAAAUCAUUGGUUUUGUGCCGACCAUUCUGCAAAUCGUCAUGCAAACCACACUGGAGCAGCCGGUGCGGCAGGCGGGUGCAGUCUAUCUAAAGAAUCUGAUCAACAGCAGCUGGUCGGAUCACGAGACAAAGCCUGGAGAGCCCAUACCAUUCUCCAUUCACGAACAGGAUCGCGCCAUGAUACGCAGCGCCAUUGUGGAUGCUAUUGUACAUGCUCCCGAGCUGAUUAGAGUUCAACUGUCUGUCUGUGUGAACCAUAUCAUUAAGAGCGAUUUCCCUGGCCGUUGGCCCCAAGUGGUGGACAAUAUUAGCAUAUACUUGCAAAAUCAAGAUGUGAAUGGCUGGAAUGGCGCCCUGGUCACCAUGUACCAGCUGGUCAAGACUUACGAAUACAAGCGCUUCGAAGAACGCACGCCGCUCAACGAAGCCAUGAAUUUGCUGUUGCCAAUGAUUUAUCAGCUCAUGCUGACGUUGCUCAACGAUCAGUCGGAACAAUCGGUGCUAUUGCAAAAACAAAUACUCAAAAUUUAUUAUGCACUAACGCAGUACAGUCUGCCGCUUGACCUCAUCACUAAAGAGAUCUUCUCUCAGUGGAUGGAAAUCUGUCGCCAGAUUGCCGAUCGUGCUGUGCCCGAUUGUUCCCACUUGGAAGAUGAUGAGCGCACAGAAUUCCCCUACUGGAAGACCAAGAAAUGGGCGUUGCACAUCAUGGUCCGCAUGUUCGAGCGCUAUGGCAGUCCCAGCAAUGUUGUUAGUGAAAAGUAUCAGAAAUUCGCUGAAUGGUAUCUGCCCACCUUUAGCUCAGGUGUCUUGGAGGUCCUGCUCAAAAUCUUGGAUCAAUACCGCAAUCGCGUUUACGUGUCGCCGCGUGUUCUAACGGAUGUUUUAAACUAUCUAAAAAUUGCUGUGAGCCACGCCUAUACCUGGAAGCUGAUCAAACCGCACAUGGUGGCUGUUAUUCAGGAUGUCAUAUUCCCUAUUAUGUCAUUUACCGACUCUGAUCAGGAGUUAUGGGAGAGCGAUCCCUAUGAAUACAUUCGCCUCAAAUUUGAUAUCUUUGAGGACUACGCGACACCUGUACCGGCUGCCCAGUCGCUGCUGCAUUCCGUCUGUAAGAAGCGUAAGGGCAUUCUGCCUAAAGCGAUGAGCACAAUAAUGCAAAUAAUUACCUCACCCAAUGCGGACAACAAGCAAAAGGAUGGCGCACUUCAUAUGAUUGGUACACUGGCGGAUGUUUUAUUGAAGAAGGCGCUCUAUCGUGAUCAGGUGGAGUCCAUGCUGACCACCUAUGUGUUUCCGGAAUUCCAGAAUCCCGCUGGUCAUAUGCGUGCUCGUGCCUGUUGGGUUUUGCACUACUUCUGCGAUGUGCAAAUCAAGAACCCCCAAGUGCUAGCUGAAACAAUGCGCCUGACCACCAACGCUUUGCUGACGGAUAAAGAGCUUCCCGUUAAGGUAGAAGCUGCCAUUGGCCUGCAAAUGUUCCUAUCAUCUCAAGACGAAGCACCAAAAUAUGUGGAGUCACAAAUCAAAGAGAUUACCAAGGAGCUGUUGACCAUCAUACGCGAAACUGAAAACGAAGACUUGACAAACGUCAUGCAGAAGAUUGUCUGCACAUUCACGGAGCAACUGCUGCCAGUUGCAACAGAAAUUUGUCAACAUCUAGCCACAACAUUUAGUCAAGUACUAGAAUCGGAGGAGGGAUCUGAUGAGAAGGCCAUUACGGCUAUGGGCCUCUUGAAUACAAUAGAAACUCUGCUUAGCGUUAUGGAGGAACAUCCGGAAGUGCUGCUUAACUUGCAUCCGAUUGUGAUUAACGUUGUGGGUCACAUAUUCCAGCAAAACAUUACCGAUUUCUAUGAGGAAACAUUCUCACUUGUGUAUGAUUUAACAUCGAAGUCCAUUUCGGCUGAAAUGUGGCAAAUGCUAGAGCUCAUCUAUCAAGUAUUCAAGAAGGAUGGCGUUGAUUACUUCAUUGACAUUAUGCCGGCGCUGCAUAACUAUGUAACCGUUGAUACGCCAGCUUUCCUCUCCAAUCCGAACCGUCUCCUGGCCAUACUGGACAUGUGCAAAACUAUGCUAACUAGCAAUCCUGGCGAAGAUCCCGAAUGUCAUGCUGCUAAAUUGAUGGAGGUCAUUAUCUUGCAGUGUAAAGGACAAAUUGAUUCGGUGAUACACAUGUUUGUGGAGUUAGCUCUGUCGCGUUUGACACGCGAGGUGCAGUCAUCCGAGCUGCGUACUAUGUGCCUACAGGUGGUCAUUGCAGCCCUAUAUUACAACCCACAGCUACUGCUCUCGAUUCUGGACAAAAUGUCGCAACCAAACAACGAACCAAUCAGCUCGCAUUUCAUUAAGCAAUGGCUGCACGAUACAGACUGUUUCCUUGGAAUACACGAUCGCAAGCUGUGUGUCUUGGGUCUGUGUACACUCAUUUCACUAGGCGAUGCCAAACCUCAAGUGCUUAGCGAAGUGGCGGGUAAGAUUGUACCAUCGCUGAUAUUGCUGUUCGACGGCCUUAAACGAGCAUACGAAUCUCGUGCUCAGGAAGAGGAAGAGGAAGAAGAAGAGGAGGAUGGUGAUGAUUGUGAGGAGGCUCUAUCAAGCGAUGAGGAUGAAAUGGAUGAGAUGGCACCCAAUUACUUGGACAAGUUAGCCGAUUACUCGAAAACGAAAGGUGCCGCAUCUGGUUUUGAGGUGAAGGCCGAAAUCAAAGACGAUGAUGAGGAUUCUGAUGAUGAAGCGGAAGAGUCCGUUGGUGAUUUGAAUGAAACUGGUCUCGAAACAUUCACCACGCCGAUUGACGAUGAAGAAAACGACAGUGCUAUUGAUGAAUAUUGGACGUUCAAGGAAGUUAUAACUGCACUUUCUACCCAAGACCAGUCAUGGUAUUCGCUGCUAACAUCGAACCUAACACCUGAACAGGCCAAAGCUCUGCAGGAGGUCGUUUUGACCGCCGACCAGCGCAAGGCGGCCAAGGAAUCGAAACUAAUUGAGAAACAGGGCGGGUUCGCCUUCCCUCAGACCACCGUGCCGACAUCAUUUAAGUUCGGAUCUUAAUUGACUGUGGGACACCGACUUAUUAGUACGCUUUUCUUUUGACUUCAUUGUUUCUCAUAUUCUUUCCAUAACGAAAAAAAAAAAAGAAAACGAAAUAACUAAAUAGUAGCUGGCACUUGAUAUGACGGCUGUUGAGGCAAUCUAUAGAUUCUCGUACAUAUUUUAUGUA